Messenger RNA from Mugil cephalus (flathead mullet), 2335 nucleotides. Its product is annotated as UNC93-like protein MFSD11. The transcript is spliced from 12 exons. NCBI's taxonomy places the organism in Eukaryota, Metazoa, Chordata, Actinopteri, Mugiliformes, Mugilidae. The record is from RefSeq and is a predicted model, not a curated record. Bases 313 to 1749 code for a protein of 478 amino acids.
AAAAAAAAACCCAGUAACGGCAAAAUAGGAGGAUGACGACACCGUGACGAAGAAGUCCCAGUAAAAGGAAGACCACGAAAUAUUGAUAAUGAAAGUCACAAGUUGUCAUGCGUACUUGGUCUAACAGCGAGGAGGCGUCCUUAGGGGCUGUCCCAUAACUGUUAAUCUCUGCUCCUCUUUCUCUGACCGCUAUUCGCGCAUUAAACUGUAACUACAUAGUUGGUAAAGUCAACUUUCGUUGAAAUGCUCAUCCAAAUUAGUUGUCGGUGCAGCAAACUUGAAAUGUACUGAUAGGAGCGUUGGGAGGACACCAUGGCAGACAGGAGGACUUUCAACGUUGUGAUUUUGGGUGUGGGGUUUCUCUUCAUAUUCACCGCCUUCACCACCUGCGGGAACAUUGAACAAACUGUUGUAAAAAGCCUGGGAAAUGCUACUUUUACGGGAAGCGGGUACCACAGUCUGGGGAUCAUCUACGGGGUCUUUUCAUUCUCCAAUUUGCUUGCGCCGACUGUUGUCACAGUGAUCGGCCCGAAGCCGACCAUGUUUCUGAGUGGUCUGCUCUACAGUGGCUACGUCGCAGUGUUCAUCGUACCUUCAACGUGGUCCUUCUACUUGACCUCUGUGCUCAUCGGCAUCGGAGCAGCCAUGCUCUGGACAGCUCAAGGACACUUUCUGGUGGAAAACUCUGAGGCUUCCACUAUCAACAGGAACACUGGGGUGUUCUGGGCUCUCCUGCAGUGCAGCAUGCUGUUCGGCAAUCUUUACAUUUAUUUCGAAUGGAACGGAAAAACGGAAAUAUCAGACAGCAGCCGGAGAAUGACUUUCCUGGCCCUGCUCGUCGCCUCCGUCCUCGGCACUCUCACCUUCCUGGUGCUGAGGAAGAUCCACCACGAGGAGGAGAUGCUGUCUGAAGAGGAAGGGCAGUCGCUGCUGUCCACUCGUGUGAUGUACAAGAACAGAGCAGAUACCGCCAUGCAGGAUACCAAGUCGGAGUUCAAGACUAUGAUGCAGCUACUGAAGACUAAAACUAUACUGCUGCUGAGUCCCUGCAUGGCAUACAGUGGCCUCGAGCUAUCCUUCUACAGCGGAGUGUACGGGACGUGCAUAGGAGCGACGACGCAGUUCGGAGAAGCCGCUAAAGGCUUGAUCGGGAUCUCUGGGAUUGUGGUAGGCGUCGGAGAAAUAGUGGGUGAGUUCACUUUUCCUGUCUCAGAGUAUGCUUGGAGGAGCUUAAGCCCGCAUGGGUCAUUGAGUUUCGUAACGGUGCGCGCUCCGUCCCGACCAGGUGGAGGCUUCUUCGGGCUGCUGUGCAAGAACAACCGCUUCAGACGGACCUCGGUGGUGUUCCUGGGAAUGGUGGUGCAUUUCAUUGCUUUUUAUUUGAUCUUCCUCAACAUCCCAAACGACGCCCCUGUUGUCUUUGAAACCACCACCCAAAAGAGCCCAUAUUUAACUCCGAGCGUUUCCAUCGCCAUGCUGUGCAGCUUCCUGCUCGGACUUGGGGACAGCUGCUUCAACACGCAGCUCUACAGCAUAUUGGGGCGCGUUUACGCCGAGCAAAGCACGCCCGCUUUUGCCAUCUUCAAAUUCAUCCAGUCUGUCUGUGCAGCAGUGGCGUUCUUCUACAGCGGCUACCUCCUCCUGAUGUGGCAGCUCCUGCUGAUGAUCAUCCUGGGCUUCGCUGGAACGCUCUGCUUCUUCGUGGUCGAGAGGAUGCAGAACUUUCCUCCAGAUUUACAGGAUUACUAGAAAAGAAGACGUUUUCCGUUUCAGCAUUGAUCGGUGCUCGCUGGGACGGACGCUCUUUGGGAGGAAGCUGGGCCAAUCGGAAAAACGACCCCGCGUCUUUUAUUUCACGCUAAAAACCUCUUUGCACUUAAGAUGCACCGAAGGUCAGAUACAUUUGCAGUGAACUGAAACCAAGUUGCUUUUAAAACCUCUGAAUAGCAUUACAUGGUUAUCAAUCAGCCUGGAAUGUACUUUGCACACUUUGUGUCCUAAUUAUCCGGCACUACAGAGCAAUAUUGUUAAACUUUAACAUUAUUUUUUCUACUACACCGUCUUACUGCAGGAUUUUAAUAUCACGUUAUGUUUCAAUUUGCAUUGCUUCAAGCUCAAUUUUAUAAUAAUGUCUUUGUUGAAUAUAUUUUAACUAAACUAUUACAUUACAACUUGUAAAGCUGUUUAUAAUGAUAAAAAUAGAUGUGACUAAUUAAUGCCUGACAAUCACUCCUCUUUUUUUUUGUAUAUUUUGCGUUUAAAGUGUUUCAUCCCCAGAUUUCUGAAUGUUCAUGAAUAUGUAAUGUACACUAAUUAAAACUGGCAAGCUCAAGUA